AUGUUCCGCCUCUCCCAUCUUCUAACUGUACUAGUUUUCCUGUGUUUGAAGUCACCUGCGGAUGGGUACUUUGCAGAAGAAGGUGCAGGAAGUGUGAAAAUGAGGUGCUUGGAGAAGGAGAGAGAUGCACUCCUGAGUUUUAAGAAAGGGGUUGAAGAUGAUUAUGGCCUCCUUUCUUCUUGGGGGAGUGAAAAAGAUAAAGAGGAGUGCUGCAAAUGGAGAGGGGUGAAAUGCAGCAACCAAACUGGCCAUAUUAUUGGUCUUGACCUCCCUCGCGUUGGUGAAAUCGCUUAUCAGCCCUUGAGAGGGAAGCUCACUCCUGCAUUACUGGAACUGAAGCAUUUGAGUUACUUGAACCUCCAGGAUAAUGAGUUUAUGGGAACUCAGAUACCCGAGUUUAUGGGCUCGCUAAGCAAUUUAGAGUAUCUGAAUCUUGCAGCCGCUGGCUUUGUUGGGGAAGCUCCUGAGCAGCUUGGGAACCUCUCCAAGUUGAGAACUCUGGAUAUCAGUCGUAACUAUGCCCUGAGUCUCAAUAGUCUCACCUGGAUAACCCAUCUUUCUUCUCUAACACACUUGUACUUGAGCCAUGUUGACCUUAGCAGUGCAACAGAUUGGCUACAAGCAGUGGCCAAACUUCCUACCCUUGUUGAAUUGCAUUUGGCAGGGUGUAACCUCCCCCCCGGCCACGGCCACGGGACACUUCCAAUCAAUUCUUCUUCAAAGUUGUCACUUUCUGUCAUUGAUCUGUCUGGAAAUUCUCUAAAACACUCUUCCAGGUAUAGUUGGUUGUUUAACUUGAGCUCCAGCCUCAGUGAUGUUGACCUCUCACAGAAUGAGUUGCAAGGUACUAUUACUGAUGCUUUUGGAAAUCUGAUAUCCUUAACUCAUCUCAAUCUUUCUUUGAAUCAUCUUGAAGGUGGGGUUCCAAGUUCUUUUGGCAAUCUAAGUAAUUUGCAGUUAUUAGAUCUUUCAUUUAACAGCUUAAAUGCAGAGCUUGAUUACUUGUUCCACAACUUGUCUGGGCGUUUGGAGAAGCGGCUACAAACCUUGAUUCUAUCAGGUAACAAACUUGGUGGUUCUUUGCCUGAUGUGAAAACAUUUUCAUCCUUGCACAUUUUGCUUCUCAAUGGAAAUCUGUUAAGCAACUUCAUCCACAAAAGUUUUGGUCAGCAUCCUAGCAUUGAGGUACUAAAUUUAUCAGGAAAUCAGCUGGUGGGAUCUUUACCAGACUUUAAUCCGUCAACACUACCCCUGAGCCUGAGGGAAUUGUAUGUGCACCACAACCACCUAAAUGGAACACUAACAAAAACCAUUAACAACCUUCCCAAACUUGAGGUUUUAGAUCUUUCUUUCAAUUCUUUACAAGGUGUAGUUUCUGAUCCCCAUCUGCACAAUCUCUCCCUGCUAUGGCACUUAGACCUGUCCUACAACUCACUUGUGCUGAAUAUGAGCGCCGAUUGGGUUCCUCCAUUUCAGUUGGAUGUUUUUCGGUUAGCUAAUUGUAAACUGGGAUCUCCAUUUCCUAGAUGGAUUCGCACUCAAACCCAUUUAUCUGAGCUUGAUAUAUCUGGAACUGGGAUUUCAGAUUCUGUCCCUGGUUGGUUCUGGGAUGUGGCUGCAGGUACAGUGGAGUUCUUGAAUCUCUCUUCUAACCAAAUGCAUGGUUUCCUCCCUGAUUUGUCCUCAAAAUUUGGUGAAUAUCCCCAGUUGGAUUUCAGCUCAAAUAAUUUCUCAGGCCCCAUACCACAAUUUCCUCCAAAUCUAACUUCUCUCAAUCUCUCCAAGAAUAAGUUUUGGGGGUCAAUAUCUUUCAUUUGUAACAACUCUGACUCCUUGAGUGAUCUUGAUCUCUCAAAUAACCACUUAUCUGGUAAGCUCCCUGAUUGUUGGGCCAAUUUGGACCAACUUGCCAUUCUAAAUUUGGCUAAUAACAAUUUUUCUGGGAACAUCCCCAACUCGAUUGGAUCGUUAUAUCAGAUCCAGGCAUUACACUUAAGAAACAAUAAAUUUAUUGGGGAGCUUCCUGGAUCCUUGAACCAGUGCACCGAGUUGAGAAUCAUCGAUGUGGGGAAGAACAAAUUGUCUGGUAGAAUCCCAGAAUGGAUAGGGGAGAAUCUGGUGAAUUUGAUUGUUCUUAGUCUCAGGUCUAAUGAGCUAAAUGGAAGAAUACCAUUACAGCUGUGCCACUUAAGCCUCAUACAAAUCUUGGACCUCUCUGUGAACAAAAUCUCGGGUUCUAUACCAACAUGCCUCAAGAAUUUCACUGCCAUGAGCAAUGAAACCAGUUCAGUUAAGACCAUAACACUUUCAUAUUACAAUGCUAAAGGCAGCAAAAGUUUCGAGGAUGCUUCUUAUGCGGAUAGUGCAUUGCUGGUGUGGAAAGGAAGGGAAUACGAAUACAGCAACACUCUUGGAUUGGUUAAGAGCAUUGAUCUGUCAAGUAACAGAUUAUCUGGAGAAAUCCCGGAAGAUAUCACGUUCCUUGUUGGUUUAAUUGCUCUCAAUCUUUCAAGAAACCAAUUGACUGGAAGAAUACCUCUGAAGAUUGGGAAGUUAAGGUUGUUGAAUUUCCUAGAUUUGUCCAGAAACAAGCUUUUUGGUAGGAUCCCACAGAGUCUUUCAGAGCUGAGCUACAUUGGUGUGUUGGACUUGUCAAACAACAACUUCUCCGGCAAAAUCCCAUUGAGUACUCAGUUGCAGAGCUUCAACGCCUCGUCGUACACGGGGAACGUUGGACUCUGUGGACUUCCCCUGCCAAAGCUCUGCCCGGAAGAUCAAAAGCAUCCUCUUCCUGCUGCUGAAAACGAUGAAUUCCAAGAUGGGGAAAGAUUAUUAAGGCAGCCCGGGCUCUAUGCUAGUGCUGCGGUUGGCUUUGUUGUUGGUUUUUGGGGUCUCAUCAUAUGGCCUAUAUUCCUCAAAACUACAUGGACUCUUGCUUAUCUCUCAUUCUUGGACAGAACAGGACAACGUUUGGGUGUAACUAUUGCACUGAUGAUGGCCAAGUUGAAGAGUCUACUGCAAGGUUGA
Molecule: messenger RNA, 3027 nt
Organism: Ipomoea triloba (trilobed morning glory)
Lineage: Eukaryota; Viridiplantae; Streptophyta; Magnoliopsida; Solanales; Convolvulaceae
Product: receptor-like protein EIX2
Exons: 1
Coding region: 1-3027 (1008 amino acids)
Molecular function (GO): protein binding
Source: RefSeq, a predicted model, not a curated record